AUGAAACCUCGUCAACAUGACGUCCCGGAUUAUGGAACCGGCAUCCUUCCGGUAAUACCUCCAGACGCAUCUUUACCGGACCGUGAUCCACGCAGCAAUGCUGCUACCGCCGCUUCAGCAGCUGGUGCACGCGCUUUGAGUACCCAACUCAUUGCCUUUUACUUCCGUGCACCGGCAAAGGCUUUCUUCAGAACGCGAGUGGAUUAUCUUGCGUAUGCGAGAAUUAUUCAUCAGACGCAGACGAAGCUAUUGAUGAAAGCUGCCGCAAACGACGCUUCUGCUUCGGCACUGACUACCUUCCUUCGUCAAAGUUGGUUAUUAUUAAGAAGUACGACACCUGGAGUUUUGACGUCAGCUAUCAAGCAUCAAGGAUGGGGAAUUGUGCCAAAUCAGAUUCUGCCGCCUCUUAUUGCGAAUGUCGGUGUUGGAGCAGUCUUGUACACGAGUUACCUCCAGAUUUUAGGACAACUUCAUGAAGAGAGCGGCCAAGCACGGACAAGAGUGUAUCCACCACCUCACCCAACGCAUACCUUCACAGCUGGUCUACUCGCUGGUGGUCUUCAAAGUGUUUUAGCAGCACCUUUAGAUGCCCUUCAGGCACGGUAUGACCACACAGAUCUUAUGCCGAACGACGGCAGUGGCAAGCCCAGGAGUAUGUGGAAAUUUGGCUGGGAGAAACUUCGAGAAAUCGGCCUCAGAGGAAUUUUCGCAGGAUGGGGCUUGUCUCUUGCGAAGGAUAGUCUUGGAAGCGCCAUUUUCUUCAGUACAUUCGAAUACGUCAAGGCACAGGGUUACUACCGCUUCGUUACAUGGUACUAUGGUGGUCUGGCACAGGAUAUUGUUGAUGUGUUAGCCAUGAAACGCCCGACGCACCGCCAUCGUGAAGAAGAAGGCAUCAGGCUCAUCCGACCACAUUACGCCCUGGAACCCAUGUUUCUUCUUCUCGGCGGCUUGAGUGCUUCAUUCACUCAGCAGAUUCUCCUCCAUCCUUUGACGCAUUUCCAAGUCAAGCACUGGGACCACCUCGAAGACCUUGAUGCGAAAGCUUCCAAACUGCGUGCUUCCCAAGUAGCAAAUCCCGAAAAGCCACAUCGACGAUGGAGGAUGCUGCGUGCCUACUACCGCGCUUAUCAGGAAUCUCUCGCUGUUUGCAGAGGCGAAGCAGCAGCAGAAGGGUUGAGUCUCACGAAAUGGCUUUAUCGCGGAUUCUGGUGGAAUGCGAUUCGUCAAGUACCCAGCACCAGUGCAGGCUUGAUCAUUUUUGAAUUGAUCAGGCGCAAGUACGGACUUGGACAAGGAGAGGUGAGAAUCACAAAGGAUGGGUAUGACAUUCUACUUCACUAA
Fusarium coffeatum is the source of this 1344-nucleotide messenger RNA. RefSeq lists its product as uncharacterized. Lineage: Eukaryota; Fungi; Ascomycota; Sordariomycetes; Hypocreales; Nectriaceae. The record is from RefSeq and is a predicted model, not a curated record. Gene Ontology annotation, molecular function: L-ornithine transmembrane transporter activity. Gene Ontology annotation, biological process: mitochondrial L-ornithine transmembrane transport. Bases 1 to 1344 code for a protein of 447 amino acids. The transcript has a single exon.